Molecule: messenger RNA, 732 nt
Organism: Didymodactylos carnosus
Lineage: Eukaryota; Metazoa; Rotifera; Eurotatoria; Philodinida; Philodinidae
Source: the annotation of a GenBank genome assembly
AUGCCUAGACACGAUUUCGACUACACAGUUAAGUUUUUUCAUCCACCACAACGGUCAGUUGCUUACAAAGAUGCAUUGUUAGACAUAAAAACAAAACGUAUUAUUGCACAAGAUCGUACGGUCAUUGAACAAGAACGAACAGUUGCUCUUGAACGUAGACGAUCAUAUGUUAAUAUUCAAUUGCUAAAUCACGAGCAAAAACAAACUGAGAAAAAAUUAGCUAGUAUCGCAAACGCCAGUCCCUCAUUAAAAGAUGAAUUUAUACAUAGAAAAUCAAUCAGCCAUUGCGCUAGAAGUAAAGAAGUCUCGACACGAAAACCAAAUGAUAGUCGACGUUCAAGUUCAUGGAAUACAACAAAUGAAAGAAGUGAACUUAAGCAAUCGGUUAUUUAUAAAUCUCUUAGUUCGAGUAAUACGAUGAGUAAUCUUAGUAUUCCACUUGAAAAUGAGCAAAGUCAUAACUCAAAUUAUUUGUCUGUUGAUCGUCGAUAUUCCGGUACAUCAGAGAGUGAUGCCUGCGAGCAAACGGAUUCUGAUGACAAUGAUGGAGAAAUUAAUUAUAGUGACGAUAAUAAUAAAGUGGGAAUUGUCGAUUAUACCAAGAUUGAUUUAUUUCGAGAGUUAACAAGGAAAAAGCGAACAAAGAAAAAGAAACCGCUGCCGUUAGGCACAAUUAUACCAGAUAUAACGAUAAUACCGGUUGAUGAAGCAGUUAUAAAUGAAGACGAAUAA